AUCAGAGCUAGUCAAGCAAGUGAGGGAGCGAGCCAUGAAACUCCAAGAUCUAAAGCAGUCUCAGAAACCUCUACCGGCGGGUAAGAACAUUCAACUAGGAUACGAGACAGAGUCAAGUUAUGAGGCGGAAGGCCCAGCAGAGCGCCCCAGAUCGAUUGCCCGGUACACGUCGCACCUUAGUCCGCUUGGGAUAGGCGUGAUAGCAGAACCAAAUGGUGAUUACGAUGGUAGGAUUGAUGGUAUGCCAUCGCUCAACUCUCUUGACUUGAGACUAGGUUGGGGGGAGUCGAGACCAGGCCAAGGGCAUACUCUAGCAAUGGUUUGUCAGCCAUUGGGAGUUUCCAUAGGUUGUAUCCCUAAGCAGGAAGAGUUUGCGAGCCAGUUGCAGUGACAGUUGGAGUUGCUUUACUUGGUAGGGCUGGAGUAUGAGUUUUCGAGGGCGGAAUAGGGUGAAUCUUUUUUUUUAAUAUAUAUAGCUUUCAUAU
Rubroshorea leprosula is the source of this 485-nucleotide messenger RNA. The record is from the annotation of a GenBank genome assembly. Lineage: Eukaryota; Viridiplantae; Streptophyta; Magnoliopsida; Malvales; Dipterocarpaceae.